This is a messenger RNA of Lutzomyia longipalpis, 3977 nucleotides long. RefSeq names its product hrp65 protein (gene nonA). The coding region runs from base 5 to 3082 and encodes 1025 amino acids. Gene Ontology annotation, molecular function: RNA binding. The transcript is spliced from 9 exons. The record is from RefSeq and is a predicted model, not a curated record. Lineage: Eukaryota; Metazoa; Arthropoda; Insecta; Diptera; Psychodidae. Gene Ontology annotation, biological process: regulation of DNA-templated transcription. Gene Ontology annotation, cellular component: nucleus.
GUCGAUGAGUUUUUGCAAAACCGAGAAGAAACAUAUUUCUCACAUCUCGCACUCACGCAAAAUCCUAUCUUCCAUCUCACUCUCUCAUGGCAGAGGUACAUCGACUUUCAAUAGAGGAGAAAAAGUUUUAGUUUUGUGUGUAAAGUUUUCCGUGCAAGACGUGCGUGCAAAAAAAUCUUCAAGAAGAAAAAUGUCUGAAGCAAAAGUAGAAAGUGAGACUCCUCUGCCACAGCGUGCGCAGAACCAGGGAAAUCCGGGAAAUCAAGCGAUGAAGGCCAACAAUGAUGGGGAUGGUCAAAUGGGGGGCUCUCAGCAAAUGGGCGGCGGUGGUGGCGGAGGCCCAAUGGGUGGGAAAAAGCCACAGCAGCGUAAUUUUCAGCAAGGGAAGAACAUGCGUGGGGGCAAUCGGGGCUUCGGCGGCGGUGGUGGUGGACCGCGCAAUCAGAUGAAUCGUCAAAAUCGCGGCAAUCCACAGCGCAAUGAAGGCCAAAUGAAGAAUGAGCCAAAUAGGGACGGUGGAGACGAUCGUAUGCAGCAGCAGCAACGUGGCCCAUUCCAGCGUCCCAAGAAUGAGGACUUUGGCAUCCAGCAGCGUCUGAAGCAUCUGCAGGGGCCAAUGCACGACAUCCCACCGCUAGAUCAGUCAGAAAUCAAAUUCUGCGGCAGAAAUCGUCUCUACAUUGGAAAUCUCACGAAUGAUGUGACCGAGGAGGAGCUGAGGCAGCUCUUUGCGCCCUUUGGAGAAAUUGGGGAGGUCUUCUUGAAUCCCGAGAAGAAUUUUGCCUUCAUCAAAGUUGAUUAUCACGCAAAUGCCGAGAGGGCAAAGAGAGAAUUGGACGGGACAAUGCGUAAGGGGAAGCAAAUGCGUAUACGUUUUGCUCCAAAUGGAACAAUUCUCAAAGUGAGGAAUAUUGCUCCAUUUGUCUCCAAUGAGCUUCUCUACAAAUCAUUCGAAGUCUUUGGACAGGUGGAACGUGCUGUUGUGAUUGUCGAUGAUCGUGGCAAACCAUCUGGUGAGGGGAUUGUUGAGUACUCCCGGAAAGCUAGCGCAAUGACAGCAAUGCGUCUCUGCUCUGAACGAUGCUACUUCCUCACAUCCUCUCUUCGUCCCGUUGUUUUGGAAAUGAUGGAGCAUGUGGACGACAUUGAUGGCUAUCCAGAAAAGUCAAUAAAUAAGAAAAUGAAUGACUUUGGACAAGCUCGUCAGGUUGGACCGCGUUUUGCGGAGCCAGGAAGCUUUGAACAUGAAUACGGGACAAGAUGGAAGCAACUUUAUGAGAUGUUCAAGCAGAAGCAGGAUGGUUUGAAGCGUGAAUUGGCCAUUGAGGAGGAUAAACUCGAAGCACAGAUGGAAUAUGCUCGUUAUGAGCAUGAAACUGAGAUGCUCCGUGAACAAUUAAGGAUGAGGGAACAAGAUCGUGAUCGUCAGAAGAAGCAGUGGGAGAUGAAGAAAGAUCAUCAUGAGGAAAUGCGGACACGUGAGGAAGUACAAAUGCGUCAACACCAGGAGGACAUUCAAAUGCGCAUGAUGCGUCAGGAUGAUGAACUGAGGAAGAGACAACAGGAGAAUACAUUGUUUAUGCAGGCUCAGCAGUUAAGUUCACUGCUUGAUCAACAGGAACGCAAAAAUUUUGAUGAUCGUCGUGGAAAUUUCAAUAAUCAAGGUGGCCCAGAUAUGAAUCAGAUGAACCAGAUGAAUAAACUGAGGGCAAAGAUGAAGCUUGACGAGAAAAUUGUUAAACUACCGAACCAACCUGAGUAUCCAUCAGAAAAAUUCCCCAAUGGAUUCACUGGAGUUCCUCUCAUUGUUUCUCGAGAGAAGGAUAUGAAUAAGGUUGCUAGAUCAGUGGCCCAUGGUUUGAGUUGUGACAACCUUAAAAUCCAGGAAGCUGUCCACUUUCUCUACAUGUUUGGUCUCGAAAUGGAAAAAGAAUGUCCGAAGGACAUUAAUUGUUUUGGCAAACCAUGGCUUAAAAAGGGUGAGAAAGUAACCCCCCUUACGCCGUUCAAUAUUGAGUUCAAUGAUUAUGUAUUUGAUAAUGUGGAUCCCAAUCCACCACUUCUUGUGAACGAAAAUGCUUCACUCGCCUUCAGGAUUAUAUGCAUCUAUCGAGUACAUAAGACAAAAAAUGACACCCACAAAGCCUCUCUGCAACGUAGGGCUCAAACGUAUAUGAGACAGCUAGAGAUCAACGGAGAAUGGAGAGGUACAGCAACCCCAAACUCCUACAAUGGCUGGCCGAACAAUGAUAACUUUGCCAAAAUCGUUGCUGGGUUUGAUUGGUUUUUUGUUCUUUUCCCGGAUCACCCUUUGGCACAGUUCAGAUUCGGAAGCUUCGUAACGCGGAUGGCUGAGUGCUCUGUUUACCACAGCUUCAAAAAUAUCUGCAAUGCUCUUAUACCGUAUUAUAAACUUCCUCUAUGGAUAUUUGAUGAGCAGAUGAUGAAUGAAUACGUAAUCAUAGGGAAAGAAAGUGAUUUCCUAAAUGAGAAAGGAUCAAUAUUCCCAUACUUCGCAUGUCUACGAAUGUCAAGGAGAUCUCCAUGGGGGAUUGAGCAAUGUCCCCUUUUGCACACCUGGUUUAACAUAAUUGGGUGUUUGGCAGGCUGCAGCGACACUUCGAAAGAUGCAAUCCUCCCUCCCAAUAUCAAUUUGAAACAAUUGAUAGACUACGCAACCCUCGCUGUUUAUGCUUGGACAAACGGUUUUGGGGCCGGACGUAUGAUAGUACAGGUAGAUGAAAAUCAGGAUGAGUUGAAGCGUAGGUUUUCUGAAGCACGAACUUACUUGUCGCGUUGUAUGGAUAUGGCCAGGAUUCGGUCAGUUGACAAUACGAGUGAUGAAGGAGGCGAUGGAUCUAUACCCUCCAAACUAGAUUUAUCCAGACCUGUUCCCUGGACACAGGACCCAGAUGAAAUACUAAUAUGGUACAUAAAACGAGGAUAUGAAUUGAAUGAUGAACUUAAGCGUCGCAAUAAACACGAUGUCUCCAUACUUGUACCCCUAAGAUUGGGGACUAUAGGACAUGCGUUGUACACAAUGAUAAUUGGACCGGUCCCAGCUGAACACCUAAAACGAUAAGAACGUCAUCAGGCGAUCGGAAAGUAAAACAUUUGAAAAAAUCUUGUAUGUAUUAAAAAAAAAAGUUCUAAGAGCCAUAAACUUCUGUCCUGUCAAAAACUGUUUUAAUAAUUUUUGAUCGAAGGGGAAAGAGAUGGUUUCGCAUUUAGGGAUCCCUACUGUUAGUUUGCUCUGACUGAAAAUUGAAAGAAUUUUGGGAAAUUAAAGUAUUGAAUGAGACAAACUGGCGGUUACGGUUUUCUAAAACUGCGUCCUACUGAAACUUACAAAAUCUUGUUGGUUUAUUUUCAUCUACUAGCACACAACGGCUGAUUAAUUGAGAGACUAAUGGACCUAGGCUGAAGAUAAGCCUAGUGAAAGAAAUUUUAAGAUAUUUAUCUUGCACGUUUCUGCUUUUCCCUGAUUAUGAGUCUUAUUGCUUGCUUUCAACGUAUUUGGGUAUAAAACAUAAUAACUCUAGAAAUUGUCUAGCCUAAGAGCAUGCUGAGCUAUAUGGAUCUAUAUUUUAAAGAAAAAUUGCCAAAUAGGCAUUUAUUCUUGUUGUUUAACAUUAUAAAACAAUUACAACCAAUUUGUUUACAUUACCUACAGAUUUUUAUGAAUAAGAAAACUACAGAAGGACAUGCCUACCCUAUUUAUGCUAUAUUAAGUGAACUAGGAAAGACACAGCUAAAAGUUAUUCUUCUAGACUUUAUUAGGUCACUCAAGAAGUUGUUUAGGAAAGGUCUGUUGUACAAAGUAUUCAUGGUGUGUUCUGGACAUACCUCAGACUUUCUUUGGGUAAAAUAAUGGAUGUAAUGGAAAUAUAAAAAACAAAUCGUAAAUAGAUGAAAUUUCCUUAUCAAACUAUUAUAUUUUGUGUCUUUGACACACAAUUUUCUUAAAAAAACAAAAA